Molecule: messenger RNA, 1524 nt
Organism: Chenopodium quinoa (quinoa)
Lineage: Eukaryota; Viridiplantae; Streptophyta; Magnoliopsida; Caryophyllales; Amaranthaceae
Product: DNA repair protein RAD51 homolog
Exons: 9
Coding region: 182-1210 (342 amino acids)
Biological process (GO): mitotic recombination; mitotic recombination-dependent replication fork processing; DNA strand invasion
Cellular component (GO): condensed nuclear chromosome
Molecular function (GO): double-stranded DNA binding; ATP hydrolysis activity; ATP-dependent DNA damage sensor activity
Source: RefSeq, a predicted model, not a curated record
AAGAAGCUACCAAAUCAUUCACUACAUUUUGGCGCCUUAGGUUGAGCAUUUCGAAUAUCUUGCUGUAGUUUUCCACUAGAUCACAGCCCCUUUCCCCACCAACUCAAGCCCUCAAAUCUUUCUAUCUUCCAAAUUCAAGGUUUCAUCUUCUGGGUUUUCUGGGCAUAAUUCACAUCGCAAAAUGGAGCAGCAGCAGCGAAACCCAAGGGCAGUGGCUCAAGAAUCAGAAGAAAUGGAAGAAAUUCAACAUGGCCCUUCUCCUGUCGAACAAUUACAGGCAGCUGGUAUUGCGGCUAUGGAUGUUAAGAAGCUUAAAGAUGCUGGCUUAUGUACAGUUGAAUCUGUUGCCUAUUCUCCUCGCAAGGAGCUUCUUCAUAUUAAAGGAAUUAGUGAAGCAAAAGUUGACAAAAUAAUUGAAGCAGCUUCAAAACUGGUUCCUUUGGGCUUUACCAGUGCUACUCAACUCCAUGCACAGAGACUUGAGAUUAUUCAAAUUACAUCUGGCUCUACAGAGCUUGACAAAAUUUUAGAAGGAGGACUUGAGACGGGAUCAAUCACAGAAUUAUAUGGCGAGUUUCGUUCUGGAAAGACUCAACUGUGUCACACGCUCUGUGUCACGUGCCAACUGCCGUUAGACCAAGGAGGUGGUGAAGGAAAAGCAAUGUACAUUGACGCAGAGGGGACAUUUAGGCCGCAGAGACUUUUACAGAUUGCAGAGAGGUUUGGGUUGAAUGGUGCUGAUGUGUUAGAAAAUGUGGCCUAUGCAAGAGCAUAUAACACCGAUCAUCAGUCAAGGCUUUUGCUUGAAGCAGCAUCGAUGAUGGUGGAAACAAGAUUUGCUCUUAUGAUCGUAGACAGUGCUACUGCACUCUAUAGGACAGAUUUCUCAGGGAGGGGUGAGUUAUCAGCUAGACAAAUGCACCUUGCCAAGUUCCUUAGGAGCCUUCAGAAGCUGGCAGAUGAGUUUGGUGUUGCUGUGGUCAUUACAAAUCAAGUGGUUGCCCAAGUGGAUGGUUCUGCAGUCUUUGCUGGUCCACAAAUCAAACCAAUUGGUGGCAAUAUAAUGGCUCAUGCUUCCACAACCAGAUUAGCUCUCCGAAAGGGAAGAGGGGAGGAGCGCAUAUGUAAAGUAAUAAGCUCCCCAUGCCUUGCUGAAGCUGAAGCAAGAUUUCAGAUCUCUUCCGAAGGUGUUACUGAUGUUAAAGACUGAUACCUAAUCCUCUGCUUUCGCCUCUCUCAUGUAAUCUUGCUACUGUCAGUGGAUGUACACAACAGCUGUUUUUCUUCACCAUUGCUCUACGGAUGAGGUCUUACUGAUUUCAAUUUCUCAUUGUUGCCUGGAGGUUGGGGGAGGGUGUAAAUUCUGUUAUGUAGAUUAGUAUAAUAGCAAAUCUACAAAUGUAGAUCCUUUGCUUAGAUGCGUUUUUCAGGUUCUUGUAUACAAUUGUCCUAUUACACCGAUUUCCAUUAAAUUGGCUUCGAUCUUUUUGUUAUUAUCAAGCUUGUCUACUUAUUUGUCUUCAA